Messenger RNA from Caenorhabditis elegans, 1092 nucleotides. It is a transcript of the gene syp-2, whose product is annotated as Biogenesis of lysosome-related organelles complex 1 subunit 1. The record is from RefSeq and is marked reviewed. The transcript is spliced from 4 exons. The coding region runs from base 283 to 924 and encodes 213 amino acids. Lineage: Eukaryota; Metazoa; Nematoda; Chromadorea; Rhabditida; Rhabditidae.
AUGCGAGGCAGCUGUAAACUGAAAGCAUUAAAAAGUCUUAAAUUAUUUCAUGAUUGAAAAGCAGAUGGUUCAAUAAACAAAUCCUUGAAAACUAUUAAAUCUGCAUUUAAAAAUGUACUACUGUAACUUUAAAGGCGCAUUACAAAAUAAUUCCACAGCGUUGCCAGACCAACACAUGGAAAAUGACCGAUACCGUAGUUUUUGUGAAUUCUUUACCAAAUUCCAUUUCGAUUCCAUUAUUCUUUUUUUUUAAUUUUAAACUUCGCUUCUGAGAAUUUUUGAAUGAAUUCUGCCCAUCGAUCUUCGCUCAAAAAGCGGCCAGGACCCCAAGAUGACCGGAGAGUCAGCUUCGCAUCUCCAGUGUCUUCUUCACAGAAAACAGCUGCAGUAACUGUGGCGGCCCAAACUAAACAACCUGCAAAAGCGAAAAAUCUUCGAACUAUGCAUUCCACGCCGAAGAAAUCGAAACCUGCUCAUGAUGUGGCCGAUAUAAUUUCACUUGUGAGUAAGCAAAGCGACAUAUUGGAUGACGUUUCUGAAAUUGAACACAAAAUGAUCAAGCAGGCGAAAAUGACACAAGAUCUGACAAUGGAGCUGGCAAAUUCAAUCGAACGUAUCGCAAAUAUGGCAUUAGCCGAAAGUAAACUCAGCGACCAAAUGGAGAAACAGUCAAAGAAGCUCAUUUCUCUAGAAGGAAAAACAAAAGAGCUCGUCGAGAAAGCCAACAAUUGGUCUAAAACACUCGAAAAUCGCGUUGACGCCAGAUCGCAUCAUUCCACUUGUCUCAAUGAUGUUCAGGCGGCUAUAAAAAUAAUCAAUAAUGCAAAAAUCAACAACGAUGGGUUCUCGGAAGAUUUCUCUGCUCAUUACGACAAACUUCUGGAUUUGGUUGAAACGCUCGAGCCGUGGGCUGACAAGUUAUAAAUCAUCUGUUGUAUUCAAUUUCCUUGUUUUAUUACAUGACAUGUAUCAUUUUAAUGUUUGUCCAUCGUAUUGCAUGUAUUGCUUUCUCAAAUAUGGGAACUUUUUUUUUUGAAAAAAAAACAAUCCAAAAUCCAUAUUUGACCAAAAUGAAUAAAAUUUUGUUUAAAA